This is a messenger RNA of Benincasa hispida (wax gourd), 1413 nucleotides long. RefSeq lists its product as uncharacterized. Gene Ontology annotation, biological process: ribosomal small subunit biogenesis. The record is from RefSeq and is a predicted model, not a curated record. NCBI's taxonomy places the organism in Eukaryota, Viridiplantae, Streptophyta, Magnoliopsida, Cucurbitales, Cucurbitaceae.
UCAAUCUAAUUCUCUUUCUCAUCUUUACAUUUUACGAUUUCUGUGUGGAGCGGCCGCCUUAGCAAUACUGUGGUGUGACCCGUGAGCUUCAUCAUCCCCAGUUUUGCUGCCAUUUUCCAUCCGCUUUUUUCCUGACCGUUUUGUUUCUUCUAACGCCCAUUAACGGAUUUCAAGUCCCAAGAGCAGGAAUGGUCUUGAUUACGACUCGUAAUUCCAGACUCUCUGCCGUUUCCACUUCACUAAUCCUUCCACAUAGUGGCUUCCGAUGGUCUUCAAUCUCCCCCAGAAAUCUUCCCUUCCCAUUUGUCGAGCAUCGACUUCCUUCCACGUCGAACAAUCCCCUAUUACUUCAUGCCAGAAAGAGAAAUUCAGAAUCAGAGCCAGUUCUCAAACGAAACAUCGUCGAGGAAGUGUCGGAGGACGAAGAAGACGACGUCCUUCUCGACGAACUUGAAGAAGAUGAGAUAAUGGAAGAUGAUGGCGAAGAUUACUUUGAAGAAAAGUAUAUGGAGGGUAAUGCUGAAGUCUACGAAGGGGAUGGCGGGGAAGGAGGUGGAAUUUCCCUUGCUGGGACAUGGUGGGAUAAAGAAGCACUGGCUAUAGCUGAAGAGGUUAUUCUUUCAUUUCAUGGCGAUUUGAAGAUUUAUGCUUUCAAAACAGUCUCUAAUUCCACUGUUCAAGUGCGGAUUGAAAAGCUUUCUAACAAAUCAGGUUCCCCCAGUAUGGAAGAUAUCGAGGCCUUUUCUACAACAUAUCGAGCACGAUUGGAUGAGGCAGAGCUUGCUAAAUCUGUGCCAGAGAACUUAUCUUUAGAGGUCUCAUCUCCUGGUGUUGAACGGGUUGUUCAAAUUCCUGACGAGCUGGAUCGGUUCAAAGAGAGGGCAAUGUAUGUGAAAUACACAAAUGAUGUAGCUACAGCCAGUUCGUCCUCUGAGAGUGAUGGCAUUUUCAAGCUUGUGUCAUUCGACAUAGAAGCAAAGUACUGCACUUGGGGUUUAGCAGACGUGAAGAUAAAUAGAGAAAAGGCGGGAAAAGGAAGGCCUCUAAGCAAAAAGCAAAGAGACUGGCGUUUAGAGACUCCUUUUGAUUCAUUACGUUUGGUUAGGCUGUAUUCUGAUUGCUGAUAAUGCAAUCAAAUUUUGGUUGGAAUUCACCUUCCCCUCAAUCCAAGGUGUAUAGUAAAUCCACAUCUGUUGAUUCUAAGAUUGAAAAUUUGCGUCUCAAUUUUGGAAGUCUUUGGCUCACACUUGGUGAUCAAGAAGUUUAGCCUUGGUAUAGGAGUUUGCUAACUUUAGUUUGUUUUUCUCAUGGAGUAUUAAUCUAUGUCCUACAAACUCUGACAUAUGAAAUCCAAUCUUUUAUACCAUCACUUUUAUGUGUGAACAUAACAUAACGAUGGUGUUUGAAACUGAA